UUGCUCUAUCCGAGAGCUGGCUGCUACCCUUCCCAGGCAGUGCUUGGGGUUGCCGAGAAGCAUCUUUUAUCUUUUUCGCCAUGCCUUGCAACCCAAACGGCGGAUGCAUGGAAUCUUCACUUCAAUGUCCAGAUAGCCGGCCACUAGAAUGCGUAGAGCAGUCGAACACAGCGAGUAUUUGGCGCCUUUGAUCUUAGUGACACGGGGGCAUGCCUGUCACACUUCGCUUGUGCAUUCCGCAUAUGGAAAUAUGGGCAGGGCAAUCUCGUCACGGCGGGGCUGCGCUGGCCGCGCAUCACAUGAACUAGAUUCGUUGUGGCAGCGAGUUCCGCUGCUCUUGUUUUUAUGUUUUGGUGUGAGGAGGCCCGUCCGGGUCCGCGCGGAGGGCUGUGCACCCCGGCAAAUAUUUAUGCUUGUGGUAUUCGGGUACUCGCCAGCUGGUGGGGGAGAGGCGUUUGUCCCAGAAAAACCUUCUUUUUCGCUGAAUAUAGACGCGCAAAUGAAGGUGGGCACGGAAAAGGGCAGCGCCGGGCCCAGCCAGCCAACCCGGGAUUCAGCUCCUGCGAAGCAGCUGUUUGGGGAUGGGGGCUGGUAUGAAAACAGCAAUAUCUCCUAAGGGGAUACCGGGCACGUCAUGGUCUGGCUGUAUACGGAAGACACCGCUCCAAGGGGUAUCGGCAAUGACGGCAUACCGACAUAGCACGCAUCCUAAACUAAGCCGAGCAUGG
This is a messenger RNA of Linderina pennispora, 728 nucleotides long. RefSeq lists its product as uncharacterized. Bases 149 to 616 code for a protein of 155 amino acids. NCBI's taxonomy places the organism in Eukaryota, Fungi, Kickxellomycota, Kickxellomycetes, Kickxellales, Kickxellaceae. The transcript has a single exon. The record is from RefSeq and is a predicted model, not a curated record.